Messenger RNA from Fopius arisanus, 1245 nucleotides. RefSeq names its product SUZ domain-containing protein 1. Bases 206 to 721 code for a protein of 171 amino acids. The transcript is spliced from 4 exons. The record is from RefSeq and is a predicted model, not a curated record. Lineage: Eukaryota; Metazoa; Arthropoda; Insecta; Hymenoptera; Braconidae.
UCGCGUAUUCUCACUGGCAAAAGUUCCCUCAUCUUUUUUCCCCCGUGGGUGUGCGACAACUCGAUCAAGUUGCACACGAAAAUUACAAAAAAAAAUAAAUAAAUAGAGAAAAAAAAAGAUUUAACAUCGGGGGAGCUAAAUUACUGUAUUUUUGGCCACUCUCUUGUGUGACUCUGAGGACGAGGGGAAUUUUAUUUUUCGCACAAUGUCAACUGUUGAUGAAGUUUUCGAGACAUGGGAGGAGAUGGAAGCGUCUGGUGCACUUGACAGAAAACUGAAUGCUCUCCAGCUAGACCCUCUGGACUCUCUAGAGCACAGACAAACACCAACAUUGGUGAGCAAUAGGAAUACUAACGGCCAGAUGAUAAUCCUAGGCGAAGAUGGAGUUCGCUCUCAAUACGUUCCACCAAAACCAACGGUUAAAAUCCUAAAACGGCCUCAAAGGGACACAAGAGGCAAUGGGGAAGGUGCCUUAACUAAUGGGGAUAAGCCAAAGCAACCAAUUAAAUCCUUAAAACAAAGGGAACAAGAGUACGCAGAGGCUCGUAAAAGAAUACUAGGUGAGGAGAGGAGUCCUGAGGAGAAGCCAUCGAACGAGAUAAACAAAAUUCAAUCUAAAUUGUUGCCUGACAAUCCCCCAAUUUCCAUCCACAACACGACGAAUGUCAUUCGAAUGCCUCUGGGCCCUGAUGGCACUCCUGGAUUCAACGUACGAAGGUAGCAAGGCUGACGCAUCAUCUUAUUAUGAAAAAUUAAUAACAAAAAAAAAAAACAAACAAAAUCUUCAUGUUCUCCAUAAUUGAACGGAGAUAAUCGGCUAUGAGGCCGUCAGUGAGCAGCUGAGAACAAUUAUGUCCCUGCGUCAGUAUCUCUGAGGAUUCUUCAUCUUCAGAGUCAGACCUGAAGAGUUGAUAAAAAUCGGCGACACCUCUUCAAUGCCGGGAUAAAUGAAUUUAAAAAAUCCAUUUAACACCCCGAAAAUCGCCAAGUGACAUUUUGUACCUCGAUCAUACUGUUCAUUGCCAUCUGAUUUAUUUAUUUUUAUUAUUUGAAAAAUUUAACGUCACGCAAUCUCUGGAUCAUAGUAAUUUGUGAUAUAUUGAUCAGUGAAUUUGAAAAAUAAAAUGGAUAAAUGUUGAAUGACCCCUUUUGGGGCCUCAUCGCUAUUUAAAAUAACUAUCAUUCUUCGAUUUUCUUGUUUUCAUAUUAAGGUGAUUAAGAAUCAUUAUGAAGAUUAAAAUAACG